CGGAUAUGACGGUCCGAAGUACAAACACGGCCAUUGAGAGGCAUAUCCCUUCUACCUACCUAAGGUAUUCAUCAGUUUCACCGUGCAUUGUAGCUGACACGAGAGGAGAGAGUCUAAGCUAUGAGUGGAACGAAAAGCGACAACCCAUGUUCUAGGUUGGGGUAUAUAAGAGCGUCUUGUGAUGCUAGAGAAACAUGAUCUUCUCCUCCCUCUCUUCCAAUCCAACAUCCUCCUCCUCCACUCAACUGUAACCUGUGGUCUUCAACUCUUGUUUCUUUCGUUUCAGCUGGCCUGAUAACUAGCUCUCUCGAACCACGACUCAGAUCAGUCCACACUUGAAGGGCUGAUAGCCAGCCUGAUUCACAAUGUCUCUCCCCAAGGACUUCCAAUGGGGCUUCGCCACCGCCUCGUAUCAGAUUGAAGGUGCUAUCGAUAAGGACGGUCGUGGCCCUGCUAACUGGGAUACGUUCUGCGCUAAGCCUGGCAAGAUCGCAGACGGCAGUUCUGGCGUGACCGCCUGUGAUUCUUACAACCGUACUGCUGAGGAUAUUGCUCUUCUGAAAUCAGUAGGCGCUAAGGCAUACCGAUUCUCCCUCUGCUGGUCUCGAAUCAUUCCUCUCGGUGGUCGAAAUGAUCCCAUCAACCAGGCCGGAAUUGACCAUUAUCGCAAGUUUGUCGAUGAUCUUCUGGAAGCUGGAAUUACCCCUUUCAUUACUCUUUUCCAUUGGGAUGUACCCGAUGAGUUGGACCGCCGCUACGGCGGUCUCCUGAACCGAGAGGAGUUUCCUCUUGACUAUGAGCGCUAUGCUCGUGUUGUUUUCGAGUCUAUCCCUCGCUGCAAGAACUGGAUCACUCAUAAUGAGCCCUGGUGCUCAGCUAUUCUGGGUUACAGCACAGGAUCUAACGCACCCGGUCGCUGUUCUGACCGCAAGAAAUCCGAUGUUGGUGACUCUUCUACUGAGCCUUGGAUUGUUGGUCACAACCUUCUUGUUGCCCACGGCCGUGCUGUCAAGAUUUAUCGUGAGGAAUUCAAGCCCAAGAAUGGUGGUGAGAUUGGUAUCACCCUCAACGGCGACGCCACAUACCCGUGGAACCCCAAGGACCCCAGAGAUGUUGAGGCUGCCGAACGCAAGAUCGAGUUUGCUAUCUCGUGGUUCGCUGACCCUAUCUACUUCGGAGACUACCCGGCCUCAAUGCGCGCCCAGCUCGGUGACCGCCUUCCCACCUUUACCCCCGAGGAAAAAGCUCUUGUUUUGGGAUCCAAUGACUUCUACGGCAUGAACCACUACACUGCCAACUAUGUCAAGCACCGGGAGGGAGAAGCUGCCCCUGAAGACUACGUUGGUAAUCUUGAGCUGCACUUCUGGAACCACCGGGGUGAUUGCAUUGGCGAGGAGACCCAGUCUACCUGGUUGCGACCAUGUGCCCUAGGCUUCCGUGAUCUACUUGUCUGGAUUUCCAAGCGUUAUGGCUUCCCCAGAAUCUAUGUUACCGAGAACGGCACCAGCAUCAAGGGUGAGAAUGACAUGCCACGAGAGAAGAUCCUGCAAGAUGACUUCCGCGUCAAGUACUAUGACGAUUACGUGAGAGCCAUGGCCGAUGCUUCUAGACUCGAUGGUGUGGACGUUCAUGGCUACUUUGCCUGGUCUUUGCUGGACAACUUUGAGUGGGCUGAGGGUUACGAAACUCGAUUCGGCGUAACUUAUGUCGACUACGAGAAUGACCAAAAGCGUUACCCCAAGAAGAGCGCUCAACAUCUAAAGCCCUUGUUUGAUAGUCUUAUCAAGCACGAGGAGCAUGCUGUAAAUGGGAAUGGUGUUAAGGCCGGACAGACCUGAGAAUGAUCGAAUUGAAGAAGAUCAUGAUGAUUGUUACGGUUUCCCGAAUAUGAUACUCCGAUAAAUCUAUUGCAAUUGAAUUUAAAAAAUCGAAGAUGAAUUCUAAUAAUGAGAAGUGCG
Fusarium oxysporum Fo47 is the source of this 1958-nucleotide messenger RNA. RefSeq names its product glycoside hydrolase superfamily. Gene Ontology annotation, molecular function: beta-glucosidase activity. NCBI's taxonomy places the organism in Eukaryota, Fungi, Ascomycota, Sordariomycetes, Hypocreales, Nectriaceae. Gene Ontology annotation, biological process: carbohydrate metabolic process. The coding region runs from base 366 to 1838 and encodes 490 amino acids. The record is from RefSeq and is a predicted model, not a curated record. The transcript has 2 exons.